UUUUGUUGCGCGAGCGUCGCGUCGCGCGUGUUUUUCAAAAGGCCAUACAACAAAAUAUUAAUUAUUAAAUGGCACAAGUGUUUCCAUCGCGGAAAACUAAUAAAAUAAAAGCCACACCAUCCCCAAACGCCAUGCCGUGUGCGGCUUAAAUCGUCUUAAAUGUAUUUCGCGCGUUUUUGUCGCUGAAUGCAGCGUGCCGCAGAAUAUGUUAAAUGUUUUUUUCGAAUUCAACAAACAUUUCGUGUAUGUGUAAGUAAUUGUGUGUAAGCGUAAAACAACAAAUGUUUAAAUGUUGUGCGAAAAGUAAAGGAAGCAAAGGCAAAUUUUACUUGUGCCCGCGUAUAUGCCUGUGCAUGUUUCCAUGUGUGUGUGUGCAAGUGUUGGCGUCGCUAAAAAAAAAGUGCACGUAAAAAGCGAUAAAGAAAGAGGAAGAAAUCAGCAACGCAGCUGGAAAUAAGUUAAUAAAAUCCAACAAAUAAUUGGCACACAUCCUUCAUAAGAGUGGAAAAACCAUCCCCGAAGAUAAUAAAAACGCGCACACACGCAUACACAAAAGAAGAAGCUAAAGAAGAAGAGAAGCAAACCCGAAGCCGACUGCAGUGAGUUGCACACUUGUGUCUGUUUCCGUGUUAGUGUAUUGGUGCAUGUGGAAGUGAAGCUAAAAGUAAAACACAAGAAAAAAGCAGUUUGAUUUUGCAAAUAUUGUAUUUGCCGCCGGGGUACAAAUUCCAAUUGAAAUACGAAUAAUUCGCCAACAUCCCCGCUGCGCCUGCGUGCCGUCGUAUCGGAAAAUCAAUUGAAUGCAGCGAUUCGAAUGGCGCCACGAAAACUCAUUGAUUGCCCAAUGAAUUUCGACUUUCGCACAAUUUGCGAACAUUUCACACUCGAUUAUUGGCAUUAACAUACAAAAACAUUUUAUCAAAAUAACGAAACAAGUAUUUUGCAUAAAAACGAACGGGAAAGGAAAUCGAAAGGAACGAAACGAAACGCAACUGUACCUGCUCCUCCCGAAACACCACCACCCAAGGUCAUUGUCAUAGCCAGAGAGCGGAACGCUGGCAAACGAAACGAAACAAUGGGAUUAGGAGGAAGCCAUGCAGACAUGCAAAUGUUGAACGAAUUUUAAGCCGAAGUUUAAGCCAAUUUACAUAAUCGCCACACCAACACACACUCAGCACACCACAUUGGAAACGCUACCAAAAAACGAGCUUAAACAGUGACCGCAACGCAACAAUGGAAAUGCAACACGAAACGAGGCAAAACACAGGUGGAGAGCAAAGGAUAGAAACAGCAUCGACAGAAGCAGAAGCAGUGAUGCCGCCUCCCACAGAGGAGGAAAGAGCAUCAAUAAGCAACCAAGAGACUGAAAAAGCGGCCAUGAUAAAGGAAGGAGCGGAAGGACCCUUCGAUUCACCCACAACGAAACCCAUGAAAUUUGAGAGCAGCAUUGCAACAGCAGGGAUGAUAUUUGCAAUGCCAGCCACACCCCCAAACAGGGGGGCAACACUCUUAACCACGAAAUCUGCGAGCAAUAGUCGCAGCAGUUCCCUCAAGAAACAGCGUCGCGGAUCAAAGGGAUCAAAUGGAACUGCAACUAACGGUAGUGGUGGCGCUGGUGGUGGCGCCACUGCCGGUCAGCCAUUGAACUACUCGAAGAACAGUGGCAAACAAUCACAGUCUAUGUCGUCACUGCAACCGAACGAGGAGGAGCAUCAGGAGCAUCGACGUGAUGUCAUUCAGGCGAAGCUCCAUAUGGAGCGGCCCUACAACAGCCUCAAGAAAAACGCACACAGUGGUGGUGGUGGCAAGUACGGGAACAAGAUGCAUCGCUAUUCGUGGGGACAAAGCAGUCAAAGCAGUUCCAACAGCCUGCACAGCAGCGCCACCUUGGGGCUGGGCUCAUCCGGCAAAGACGACCUCUGGGCGGCCAUACAAACAAACUACAAUUAUAUUAUGGACACGAACCUAUUGGAUACGUGCAAGGAGGCAAGAUGUGAGAUAGAGGGCGCCAGCACUGUGCUCGAGAAAUCCACCGAAUGUUGCUUGAAGAUGCUCGAUGAAACCCAGCGACCGGAUGGUGUUCUCUGCGAGGAUCCCAAGGAGCUGCGUCGCUGGUUACGCGAAAUGGAAAACAAGUUGGAGAUUUCCCCCACCAUCACGGAGCUGACAUUGUUUGGAAAUGCGGAAUUGCAGCGACAUUUGGCAGUACACUCGGUGUUGUACCAUGAAAUUGUAUCACACGCCCGAGUCGUAAGCUCUUGCAUACGUGCCGCCGAAAAGGAACAGCAGUUGCAGCAACAGCAGCAGCAGCAGCAGCUACAUAUCCAACAGCAGCAGCAGCAGCAACAGCAACCAGCAUCGCUGACCAGCAAUUGCUCGAGUGAGUCGGCGGCCAGCGAUUUGGCCACAAAGUCCAGCAGUUUGAGCAGUGGCUUUGCCUCUGACACUGCGGUCAACACACCCAUCGUUGGUGCCACAGCUGCAACAGCAGCAGUCGUUGUGGUAGCUCCACCACCACCACCGCCGACAAAGAAGGGCGAAGGGAAUUUGGAGAGGCUGAGGGAUCGCUAUCAUCUGCUAUAUCUGAAGGCAUUCGAACUGCAGUUGUGCCUCGAUAAUCUACUGCGCAAACGGAGCUCCACAGCGAAUGGUUUGGACGACGACGAGGACGAGGACGAGGACGUGGAUGAGGACGAUACCGAAGACGAUUCAUUUGGCUACGAGGGCGAGGGCGAUGCUGCCACCGAAGACGAUCUGAACGAGGUCAAUUCCGAUCUAGAUUUGGAACAGGAGCAGGAGCUAGAGAACUCGCUGCCCGAGUUGAUAUUGCAAAGGUGCCACGUUGUUGCGGCCACAGAAAUUGUCACACAGUCGUCGCACAUCUCUCAGGAUCAGCCACGCGAUUGUCUUGCAUCCCAAAAGCCCGGCGAUGAGGCCGACGAGGAGCUAGAGGAGGAAGACGACGACGAAGACGCGAAUUUGGGAGCCGAUGUGGUGGACUUUUUGAUUGGCAAACGUUCCGCCUGCUGGCACCCGCAUCCCCAUACCGCCCACACCAAGGGGGCAGCCACCUUAACCGACUUUGAGGCCGACUCCGAGAGCAGCGAUCUCGAGCAGGUGCAACAGUUGAGUCGCCGCGGUGUGGCCAUAUGUAAUCCCCGCCGGGCGCCACCCUUGAUAACACACUUAGAAAUGUCACAGAACGGGAACGGCAUUAGCAGCAACUCUGCCAUGUUGCAGCAGCGUCAUAGUUUGGGCAACAAAAUGCUGCCCAUUCAGAUGGCCAAUGGUGGCGGUAGCAAGUCGACGGGGGGCAAGAGCAUUGCCGUGGCCGUGAUCACGCCCAAUUCGCACGGCAACACCAAUCACGCUCACAGUCACGGGCAUGCAGGCCACGGACAUGGUCACGAGCUGAACAAAUCCCCCCUGGGUCUGCGCAAGACGACGACCCAUCGUCAUAAUGACACAUCAAAGUUCAAUAGGUCGAACCGCAAGUCGAAGAACUGCGCCAUCUUCUACUUCAAGCAUUUGGACACGGACAACGAGCAGUCGGCAGCAGCGGAAUGCAGCGAUCUACCCAGCGAAGAUGAUCCCUUGCAGCACCAUCAUCAGAUUGGAGUUGGAGGCGACAUACUGAAAUCGGCUGAUGCCUCAUCGGAUGACGACGACGAGGGUUGGCACUACACUGCAACUGCCACAACUGCCACUGCAACAACAGUGGAAACAACUGGCACAACGAUUGUGGAUGGUCUGCAGUCGACGGCCGUUUCUUCAACAACUUCUUCGGGGGGAAAAGUAUCAUCGCCCAGCGACGACUCUGAUAAGGAGAACAAGGAGGCUUUGGUUUCUACAACAACCACAGCAGCAGCAGCAGCAGCAGCAUCAGGAGGAGCAACAGCAACAGCUACAGUAUCUGCAACAGUUGUGGCCACAACAACUGUGGCAACAAGCAGCAGCAACUACGACAGCAGCAGCGCCUGCUCCUCGUCCAACUCGAACGGCAGACACACAGAGACCUCGGCCACCUCGCGAGUCACUCAGAUGCAGCGCCCCGUGGACCUGGUCAGGCACCAUCAACAGCAAAUGCAGAAGUUGCAGAUGCAGAUGGAGUUUCAAUCCAGCGACAGACACAUCAUUAGCAACAACAAUUGCUACAGCCACAGCCACAUCCACAAAGAGUUGGAGUCAGCCAACAACAAUGAGGAGGGAGCACACGAUGUUGCAGGAGAUGCAGAUGCAGAUGCAGAUGCAGAUGGAUAUGAAGGAGCAGAGGUGGAUCUACAUCGGAAGAUGGGGAGUGUUGAUGAGACAACUGCUGAUAUGGCAAAUGGAAAUGCCACCAAAUCUACUCAUCAGAUGAGCAACCAGCAGCAGCAUUUCUAUAGCCGUGCGGACAUUUGCAACAUCAGCGUGUGGCCCAGCGAGGCAGGAACAACAGCUACAACAACAACAUCGAAUGGCAAUCGAAAUUUGCCUCCACGUUCCCCGGCAAAGUCUGCGAAAUCAUCAAAGUCGCAGGCCAGCAGCAGCAAUGCCACCAUGUCGGCAUCCCUGAUGCUUUCCUCGCCAGUCAAAGUCUCGCAUGAUUCAAUCAAGCAGCUUGUGCUGGAAGCCGAGCAUCUGGUGCGCGACGCUCAAGAGGCCGCUCUGAAGACACCAACGAAGCAGAAACAUUCCAUCAUUAAAAUCUCGUCGACGGUCAAGAAACGAGAGGUUCACAUGCCGCCGCCAAUCAAGCAGCGCGUUGAGGAGUGGCUUGAGCAUCAACCAUCCACACCACAGCUGCUGACACGCAGUCACACCCAUGAGCUACUCCCUGGCUGCAAGCCCGAUGACUGCGAGGCUUCGGGAGAGGCGUCCGAAACAGACUCCGUGCCACAGACGGGAGCAGCCGCACUCAAUGGCGGUGGAUCGGAUACCUCCGAGGGCUUCACCGAUUCCAUAGCCACCUGCAUGCAGACGAGCACCAAUUCGUAUGGAAACUCCACGGAGCGGAUUGGGGGAUCUGCAGAGCCCAUUGGCCAGCCUGUCACGCCUCUGGGCUUUGGCAGCAGCAAUCAGAGCUUGAACGUGAAGAUUGUGAAGCGCCCGCAGGCACGCCGCAAGUCGGAGCGUCCGUGGUCCGUUUCUUGCCUCUCGCAGCUGACGACAGACGCUGCCGGCCACCAGUUGACGACUGCCAUCGUCUCGGUGGGACAGAACGCCCCGCCGGGCCUUGCCAGCCACUCGAUUAGCGAAAGUGCUUUGGAUUCGCUUUCUCCGGGACCCAGGCCACGGGCGGCCUCCUCCUCGGGCACAGGCAGUAAUGCGGCCCGCAAGAGUGACAGCAAGGGAUCCCUGAGACGCCGCAAGGCACGCAAGAAGCGCAUCUCCGCUGCCUCUGCAGGCAGGAAAUCAGAUUCCGGCUCGGAGGCUGGAGGAGGGGAUCUCACACAGACUCUGAUGAAGUCUUGCGAGUCCAUGUCCUCGCAGCAGCUGCAGGAGUUUACAAAUGCUUUGUUGAGCAUCCAGAAGGGAGCUCCAGGAAGUCCCCGAGCAGAGGGCAGUCUACUGGUUGAAGGCGAUUCGGAGUCACAGUUGAUGCUGCCGAAGUUCCGUGUGGGUUCCUUCACCACCGCUGGAUUAAUGGCCACCGAUACGAGACUGGGAGCACUGGCCGCCCUGUCCAACUACAUGAAUGAGGAUGAACAGCAAGCAGAACUCAGCACUGAGGAUCAUCAUAGCAGCAUCUCGGAGACUGCCUGGGACAACUAUCAAGAGAAAUACAACUCGGAGAACUAUUCCGAGGGCUUUGAUUCAGAUGCGGCCCGUCGUCUCUUGGAAUUUGGCGACGACUAUCGCAAUUUCAUCGACUCGCAGUCGGAUGGCUGCAGUUCUUUGUCGGCGGCCAACAAUCUGGACUCGUUCUCACCGCCGCGCAUGGACUCGCUGCAGAGGCACGAGUUGAAGCCCCUGGCCAUCAAUCAGGAGACCAUCAGCAGCAGUGUGGACCACGCACGUCGCCAGAGAGCACUGGAAUUGCAGUACGAGAGGCGUCGCAAGACCCUUGAAGUGAGACGCAAGUCGUGUCAAGAUAUGGAUGAAACCAUUAGCAAUACACAAAAGGAUAAGGAGCAUCAGAAUCUUCAGGCACAGCCUUCGCUUUCGGCCUCUGCCACAGCUCUGAUGACGCCUCCGGCGAACCAGCAGCUGAAUCUGCGCACCGAGUCAGUGGGUCGCAAACUGGACUUUGGCGCUGGUGCAGGAACAGGCAUGAGCCACUCCGCACAGUCCCUGCUGCGUCGCACUUCGGAGAGCGAUACCUCCACCAGGAGACGCCGCACAGUGACCGCCGAUGAGAGGCGCCGUUCCUCGCGUAAUCUGGAGAAGUGCAUCAAGCUGAUUCCAGCCUCGACAGGGUCAUCCAGCAGUGAUGACUCCGAGGAUGGUGAGCAAGAGAUGCGCUCUCUCCUGCAGCAGAGUCGCGAUCGAUUGGAGGACACCAGAGCUCUGAAGAUCAGAUGUCAUCUGCUUAGACCAGAGGAUUAUAAUGAAAUCAUCAACACUUGCCGCGAUAACAUUCGCUGCCUGGAGGCCGUGCUACGCGGUCCGCCCGGCACAGUCCUCUCCAACCAGUGCGCUGGCCAGACAAAAGAUCUGUUGUCCGCCUGGGAGGAUCUACUGUCCUGGAGUGAGAAUGCCUCUGCCGCACGUCGUCUUCAACAGGAGAUGAGUGCCUUGAAGCAUACGCUCCAGCGAUUGGGGGAUAAGCCCACACCGGAGUUGCUGGACACAGAACCAGCUAUUCAGAUAGCAGUAGAGGCCCUGAAGUCCGAACAGAGUCAGCUUUCCAGCUACCGUACACACAUGCUACGUCUGAACGCCUCCGUUCACAGUUGGCUGACACGUCAGGAGAGGCGUCUCCAAAGCGCCCUGGAGGAGCAGCACCAACAACAGAUUCCACCACAGGAGUCCGAACGAACAGUGAAGGAAGAGAAAUCUGUAAUGAAGGAGGAGCAAGAGCUCGAGCAGUCCAGCAAGAAGGAGGAGCAGUCCGCAAAGAAAGAGCUCAAUGGAACGGUGGCCAUCACCGUCACCGACAGCAAUGGCAACCAGGUGGAAUCAUUGGCCACUGGAGAGGCCUCCACUUCCACUGGCGCCUGGGAUGUCCACUCUCUGAUGUCCGCGGAACAGGAGUUCCACAAGCACCUCAAAAGCGAGGUCAGCGACAUGUACAGCGCUUGGGAUGAAGCGGAUGCCAGAAUCAACACUCAACUGGAGAUGCUUACCGCCUCAUUGAUUGCGUGGCGGCAGCUGGAGUCGGGUUUGAGUGAAUUCCACUUGGCCUUGGGACAGGAUAGAGGAACCCUUGCGGGCCUGGAGGGAGCUCUGGACAAGGGGCAGACCACGCCCGUAGAGCUCGCGCAGAACGUGAAACUGGUAGCCAAGCUGCUCUCCGAGAAGGUGCACGUCAGCCAGGAGCAGAUGAUUGCCGUUCAGCAGCAUCUUGACCCCAAUCAGCUCUACCACAUCGCAAAGUUCACAGCGUCUAAUGGUUCACUCUCCGAUUCGGGCAUCUCUGAUGGUGGGGCCACCUCCGAUGGCGGUCUCUCUGAAAGGGAACGCCGUCUGGGCGUGCUCCGGCGUCUGGCCAAGCAGCUGGAGCUGGCUCUUGCCCCUGGAAGCGAGGCCAUGCGCUCGAUUGCCGCACGAAUGGAGAGCGCGGAGGCGGAGCUGAAGCAUCUGCAAAACACCUGUCGGGAUUUGAUUGUGCGCACCGCCGCCUCUCACCAGCAGCAGCAGCAACAACAGCAGCAGGUGGUCCCCAAAGCCAAUGGACAUGUCAAGAAGGCGAGUCCCGGCAAGGGGCAGGCACAGGACAAACCACAAUCCCCGGGAAAACGCAGAAACGCACGCAAGGGACGACAGGCACAGAAAGCACGAGAAGAUGAGACGGAAGACCAUGCAGAGGAAAGCCAGAAGAAAAUCUUGAUCCUGACCAGUGGCGAUGGUGGCGGCGACCCCUCCGACGACCCUUCGCUGGUCAUCAGCCUCGAAAGCGGGGAAGAGGACGGUAGCACCGAUGUGGACGAUGGAAAGGUUCCACCGCGUGGCUGGGCGUGGCGCAUCGCCCGUGCGGCAGUGCCCAUGCAGCUAGCGCUCAUCACGUUCUUCUGCGCUGCUUGCCUCAUGCAACCCAAUUGUUGCGACAACCUCAACAACCUGUCGAUGAGCUUCACCCCGCAGCUGCGGUACAUCCGCGGCCCGCCUCCAAUUUGAGCGCCAGAAAGUCGCGUGCAUCUCGUUGUAGAUUAUGUUACGUUAUGUUAAGGCACUUAACAGUAGUAACUACUCGGAGUGGACACUGGACGCCCGUCCAUCCAUCCAUCCAUGCAACAACCGCCGCAUUCGACGCGCAGCUCCAUAGAUGAGCUCGCUAGCGUUUUUAAACGCCCGCCCAGCGGCAGUUGACGCGUUUUUAAACGUUCUGUGGCGAACGCUGCGCUUCUCCGGAGAGGGGACAAUUUUUAUAUGUCUAAUUAUAGAUAGUGGUCGCGUAUUGGAACUUUAGUUAACACUAAGAAUAUUGUUUGUAAUUUCGGUUAAUUUCCUACGCGUUUAGGUUGCGAUUUUUGAUGAAUGAUGAACGAUUUAACAUCGAAAUGAACGGAUGAUGAUUGACGGAAAAGCUCAAGCUAAGCAAAACAGUACUUAUGAAAGCCCAUACUGGAGAGCCACAUAUCGACUGCCGCCGCAUGCAGGGGAAUGCCCAAAGGAAGCCCCAACCCAACCCCUUAAGAGUAGGCGUAUGUCCCAGGAACCCACAGAAAACCCAUACAUUUGGUUUUAGAACCCCAGUUAAUAUAUAUAUGAACAAAUUGCAAGCAUUUUUUGUAGACUUUUUUGUUUGAAAAACACUAAAGUGCCUAAGAAAUGCGAACUGUGAAAAGAGAGCCCCUUAUAAGAUGGGGAGAUAAUAUCCCUCGGGAGAACGAUGAAAGAUCGGAUCUAAAGAGAGCAAUUAUCCCAGGCAACAAAGCAAAACAGAAGCUAAAUGCCACAGCCCUACAAGCGGAACCAGAAGUAACGCUAGAACUAAAAUGGGAAUCACGACUGGAAGUAAAAGUAUCUCUAAAACUGGAAAUGUGACCAGAAGUAUCCCUCAAACCUGUUGAAAAUCGAGAGUUUCUAUUUUUAUAUGCAAUGCAAACUUAUACACACCAUCCCCCAUAUCUAUCUCUCUACCUUUUAUGUCUAUUAUAUUAAUAGGAUAUAGAUAAACCUUAUAAGAUUUUGCAAAAC
This is a messenger RNA of Drosophila guanche, 9282 nucleotides long. RefSeq names its product serine-rich adhesin for platelets (gene klar). NCBI's taxonomy places the organism in Eukaryota, Metazoa, Arthropoda, Insecta, Diptera, Drosophilidae. Gene Ontology annotation, cellular component: membrane. Bases 1234 to 8259 code for a protein of 2341 amino acids. The record is from RefSeq and is a predicted model, not a curated record. The transcript has 19 exons.